Messenger RNA from Cyprinus carpio (common carp), 1903 nucleotides. RefSeq lists its product as uncharacterized. The coding region runs from base 5 to 1696 and encodes 563 amino acids. The record is from RefSeq and is a predicted model, not a curated record. Gene Ontology annotation, biological process: proteolysis. Lineage: Eukaryota; Metazoa; Chordata; Actinopteri; Cypriniformes; Cyprinidae. Gene Ontology annotation, molecular function: aspartic-type endopeptidase activity; nucleic acid binding; zinc ion binding. The transcript has a single exon.
UGGGAUGGCAACCCGCAAGACAGCGCCAAAAGGUAAAAAACCCAGGACGGGUUUGCGGUCCCAGGGGAAGGUGGUGGCUGAAAAGGAUGUGGCCUGGGAUUCAAUGGAAUCUACGGAGGACGAAGAGGCAGCUACAAGGCUUCCUGAAGCAUCAGCAAAGGCCAGUUCACCACAGACCAAACCCUUCACAGCCGGUGAAAUGUCUGGUGAAGGAAUGGUGUCUCUGAUGCGCAAAUUCCUGGACGCACAAGAGGAGAGGGAAGAGAGAUAUCUGCGAGAGCUCCGUGGUCUACGAGAAUCCAUCGUACAGUCAGCACGGCCUGCAGAGACCUCGUAUGACAUGGAUGAUCUGCGGAUGGACCUACCAACUCCGGCAGCACAGAGAGGGCCUACACGAGACAGACAAGCACAUGUCCUAGACUCCACAAAUGUCCCAGCACCAAGUCAGCCAAUGCAGCGGUCUAAACCAAAAAUGCCAGCCUUCCAGCAGGGGGAAGACAUCGAAAACUAUCUUCGGCGGUUCGAGCGGUUGGCCAGGACCUGGGGGUGGCCUGAGCAGGAGUGGAGCUUUCGACUUGUCCCGUUGCUGACAGGGCAGGCACUGGAGGCAUACUUAGCGAUGGAUGAGGAGAAGGCAGAGGUGUAUGCUGAUCUAAGGGAGGCACUGCUGGAGAAAUUUAACAUCUCACCAGAAACUUACCGCCAGCGCUUCCGAGUGUCCUCUGUUCCAGCGGGAGAGUCACCAACAGAAACUUACCAUUGCUUGAGGAAUCUGUAUCGACGAUGGAUACGACCUGAGGAGCAUACUAAAGAGGAGAUUGGUGAGGCUGUUAUCCUGGAGCAGCUUCUUCGUGUACUCCCGUAUGAUACUCGCACAUGGGUACGGGAGCAUGAGCCGAUGACAGGCCUGGCGGCAGCAAAGCUGGCUCAACAGUACAUGAAGGCUCACAGGGGAGGCCUGCACACUCAACCACCAAGAGUUACUGUACGUUCUGUUUCUGAUCGCUCUGGGGCUGAAGCUGAGAAAAGUCGUGCUGAUCGUACAGACCAUGCACAAGGACAAAAAUCAUCUGUGGGCAAGGGACUAAUUUGUUUUUAUUGCCAACAGCCCGGACACAAAGCAUCAGUGUGUCCUGUGCGAAAAGCAAAAUUGACUGGAUUUUGUUAUGUUCCCAGAGAGGAAGACAAUGUUAGAGACUCUGUAGAGGAGAGUCAAAAUAUGUGUAAGGUGACAGUCAAUGGACAUUCUUUGCAAGCUCUUUUGGACACUGGUAGCACUCUUUCUCUUUUAAAACCAUGUUUUGUGCCAAAUGUAAAUUAUGUAAACACUACCGCUGUUCAAUGUGUACAUGGGGAUGUAAAGCAGUACCCUAGAGCUGAAGUCGUUGUUGAGGUGUAUGAUCAAUUGUACUUGUUAAAUGUUGCCAUAAUUGAUAACUUACCAGCUGACAUGAUUUUGGGUCAAGACUUACCAGUACUAAAUGAUCUGUUACAAACCACCAAAAACUCUGAAACUGCUACUCCCUCUGCCAUUGUUGAAAUGUCAUGUCCUGUUGUCACCCGGGCACAAGCCAAGGCAGGUCUGCAGCCACUGCCGGACUUGGACAGUAGUCUGUUGCAGGGCAGCACUAAGGGCCCUAGGAAUACACGCCGACAGCGGCGUCUAGAGAAGUACAUGGGCACCCCCAGUCUCUAAGACCUCUGUGGAUGGUCUUCAUGUUGUGGCUGGAGGAUUCCGGAGGACAUUGCGAAAUUACAAAGGGAGGAUGAGUCUUUAAAAUCACUCUUUGAGAAGGCAGGGUGUGAAAAUGCAGCUAAUCUGUGCAAUGAAAAAUAUGUUGUGUUGAAUGGAGUGUUGUAUUUGCAGACAAAUGAUGUGACACGUCUAGUUGUUCCAACAUGU